This is a messenger RNA of Thamnophis elegans (Western terrestrial garter snake), 1534 nucleotides long. RefSeq names its product delta(14)-sterol reductase TM7SF2-like. The transcript has 10 exons. The record is from RefSeq and is a predicted model, not a curated record. Gene Ontology annotation, biological process: sterol biosynthetic process. Lineage: Eukaryota; Metazoa; Chordata; Lepidosauria; Squamata; Natricidae. Bases 28 to 1287 code for a protein of 419 amino acids. Gene Ontology annotation, molecular function: oxidoreductase activity, acting on the CH-CH group of donors, NAD or NADP as acceptor. Gene Ontology annotation, cellular component: nuclear inner membrane; endoplasmic reticulum membrane.
CUUCGGGAUCUGCGCUCAGAAGGGAAAAUGGAUCGGCUGAAGAUGCAUCGGACGAAAGAACUGGAAUUUGGGGGUGUAUUUGGGGUGGCCUUCCUGAUGGUUCUGUUGCCCAGCACCGUCUUCUACCUACUGCUGGUCUGCAGGACAGAGCAGGCCAGCGUGCUGAACCCCCCCUGGCCGCUGCCCUCCCUCCGCUCCCUCUGGAGCCCCCAAGACUUUGCUCUGGUCCUGGCCUGGCUUGCAUUCCAAGCCCUGCUCUAUCAGCUGCCCCUGGGGAAGAUCACAGAAGGAAGCCUUCUUCGGGACAAGAGCCGGCUGAAAUAUCGCAUUAACGGUCUCUAUGCUGUGUUGGUCACAGCGGUGAUGCUGGGCGCUGGGCUGGCCAGGGGGCUGCGCCUGAGUUACAUCUACGACCACAUCCUGCAGCUGGCCUUUGCAGCGACUGUCUUGGCUUUCGUCCUCAGCGCCCUUCUCUAUUUCAAGGCUCUGCUGGCCCCAGAGGCAGCUCUGGCUCCCAGCGGGAACUCAGGAAACCUCAUUUAUGACUUCUUCAUGGGCCACGAGUUGAAUCCACGCUUUGGGCUCUUCGAUCUCAAAGUCUUCUUUGAGUUGCGCCCAAGUCUCCUUGGCUGGGCACUGAUCAACAUGGCAAUGUUGGCUAAAGAGACGGAGCUGAGAGGCAGCCCCUCUCUAGCCAUGAUCCUGGUUAAUGCCUUCCAACUUCUCUACGUGAUGGAUGCCUUCUGGCGUGAGGAGGCUGUUCUCACCACAAUGGAUAUCAUCCAUGAUGGCUUCGGUUUCAUGCUGGCUUACGGGGACCUGGCUUGGGUGCCCUUCCUGUACAGCCUCCAGGCGUGCUUCCUUGUGACCCACCCCCAGAAGCUCAGCCUGCCUUUGGCGGGGGGCAUCGUCCUGCUAAACGGCCUGGGGUAUUCCAUAUUCCGUGGUGCCAAUUCCCAGAAAAACACCUUCCGACGGAAUCCCGCUGAUCCCAGAGUGGCUGGGCUCCGGACAAUCCCUACGGCAACCGGUCGGCGGCUCCUGGUCUCUGGCUGGUGGGGUUUUGUGCGGCACCCCAACUAUUUAGGAGACCUGAUCAUGGCUUUUGCAUGGUCCUUGCCCUGCGGCUUCACUCACAUCUUGCCUUAUUUUUAUAUCAUCUAUUUCACCUUGCUGCUGGCUCAUCGGGAUGCCCGGGACGACCACCAGUGCCUGAGGAAGUACGGGCUGGCGUGGCACGAAUAUUGCCGCCGUGUCCCUUACCGGAUUGUCCCAUAUCUCUACUGAAUCCUGAAAUCCCCAUUCCCAGAAGGUCUUUGGGCUCAUCUCGGAGCGGAAGGGUCUCCUGGUUUCGUGCCAAUGUGAGAAAGAGCCUGGCCAGUGCGCGGGGGGGAGUGUAUUGGCUGUUCAUGGCCGUUUCUCCAUUUUUUCUUCCAUUCUCCUGUUUCACUUUCGUCUUCCUUUGAUUUCAUUGCCUGUCUUCCAUUUGUCUACAUUUCUUUCCCGAUAGGGAAAAAAAGAGACUGGAAAAAUA